Gossypium raimondii (Peruvian cotton) is the source of this 824-nucleotide messenger RNA. Its product is annotated as ATP synthase subunit d, mitochondrial. Gene Ontology annotation, molecular function: proton transmembrane transporter activity. NCBI's taxonomy places the organism in Eukaryota, Viridiplantae, Streptophyta, Magnoliopsida, Malvales, Malvaceae. The transcript has 5 exons. Gene Ontology annotation, biological process: proton motive force-driven ATP synthesis. The record is from RefSeq and is a predicted model, not a curated record. The coding region runs from base 92 to 598 and encodes 168 amino acids.
UAAACAAGAAGCAGCAGCCUUCAUCAGUCAAUCUCCAAAAAAGUUGUGGAGAAAAUAAUAUUACGUUUGGGAAGCGAGAAAGUGCGAGAAAAUGAGCGGAGCAGGAAAGAAAGUAGUGGAUGUGGCUUUCAAAGCAGGAAAGAGCAUUGAUUGGGAAGGGAUGGCGAAGCUUUUGGUCUCCGAUGAGGCUCGCAAAGAGUUCGCCACUCUUCGUCGCACUUUCGAUGAAGUUAACUCCACUUUGCAGACCAAGUUCAGCCAGGAACCUGAGCCUAUCGAUUGGGAAUAUUAUAGAAAAGGAAUCGGCUCGCGAUUGGUGGAUAUGUACAAAGAGGCUUAUGAGAGCGUAGAGAUCCCCAAGUUUGUUGACACAGUCACUCCUCAAUUCAAACCGAAAUUUGAUGCAUUGUUGGUUGAAUUGAAAGAAGCAGAGGAGAAAUCUUUGAAAGAGUCCGAGCGUUUGGAGAAAGAAAUUGCCGACGUUCAGGAACUGAAGCAAAAGAUCAGCACCAUGACAGCAGAUGAGUACUUUGAGAAACAUCCCGAACUGAAAAAGAAAUUCGAUGAUGAGAUCCGCAAUGACAAUUGGGGCUAUUGAGACAUGUUUGGUAAUAUAAGGGUCAGGCUAUAAAACAGUCCCAACCAGUAUUUCUGAGUUGGUCUUAUCAUUUCUUUUGUUGUUUUAACCCCAAAUGAUGAUUACCGAAACUCUGUUUUUUGUGGUAAUUUCAUCGGGAACUAAUAAUAUUAUAAUUCACUUGAGAACCAAAGUGGAUAUUGCAAGACAUGCUUUUCAUUUAAGUGGCAUCCAUGUUCAUGAGUUA